Molecule: messenger RNA, 1088 nt
Organism: Paramecium sonneborni
Lineage: Eukaryota; Ciliophora; Oligohymenophorea; Peniculida; Parameciidae
Source: the annotation of a GenBank genome assembly
AUGAAUAGAAAAUAAACUUUCAUUGAGCAAGAAGAAAUAUAUGAAUAUCAUUCAGUUUCACCCUAUAGAAAUAACAAUUAUUAAUAAUACACUCCAAGAAGAGGAUUUUAAUUAGGUUAAAUAUGGAGUUCAUCUUAAUAUCUUUAAUCAAGUGCAAAGUAGUAGAGAUCUAUCUUUACAAGACAGAGUCAAUAAGUUUACCACAAUUCUUCAAAAUAAACAAAGACAAAUGGCUAGGUACCUGCAUUUGAUGAUUUGCUUGAUUAAAAAGAAUAUAGUUUUAAACAGUAGAAAGUAUUGCCAACUUUUGGGACAUUUAAUUAAGUUCAACAAGUAAAUAUUUGAUUGACAUUUAACAUAGAAGGGAGAGGAUGAUGAGAACUUUUACAAUUAAUUGGGAAACAUUUAAUAAUAGAUGAUUGCAUUAGAUUAGACAAUGGAGAAAUUGGAAUCAAAGAUGUAAGAUAUAAAAAUUUAGUAAUUGAACUUUUUGAAUACUAAUAAUAACACUAAUACAUCUGGAGUAGAACAGGAAGGUUAAGAGAAAUAGUAAUAAAAAUACUAUUAAAAUAAUAACAGUAAUUAAUGGAAGGUGUUUAAUUUGAAGAAAGAUAUAUAGGAGGAAUAAGUUGGUAUAAAUAAUGAUUAAUCAUUAGUUGAAUUGGGGAAGCCUGAUGAUUUUGAGAAACUUUAGAUAGUAUAUAUAUAAUAAAACAUAAAUGGAAUGGUGGGAAGAUUGAGUCAUUUAUUAUAGAAUUAACCAUAAUAGAAGUUGAGUUUUAGGAAUACUGAGAUUGAUGAAGGAGGAGAGAUAUGUUUUACAUUCAAUAAAAACUUGAAUAGAUUUACUAAGAUUUAUAAAUGCAAAUUCUGUCCUUUGAAUUUUUAGAAGGCAUGUUCUUUGGGGUAAAGAAUAAUUUUAUUUUAGGGGUCAUAUAUCACGAUCACAUAAGGAGGAAUCUUAGUAAAGUAAGAAGGAAGCUUAACCGAUAAAGAAGACUAGCAUUUAGAAAUAAAAAAAGGCAUAUCUAUAAAAAUCAAUAGGUAUGUAACUAAUGCGUUAAUGAAAUGGAUAUUAUAUAUAAAUG